UGGAUCCCGACUGUACAGUACGUAGACUUGAGUACAAGGCUGAUGAUGUCAAUGGGUUUCAGAUACUACUGAAGACGGAGAGGUCCUGCAACGAAAGCAAUUCUUCAAAACCAGAUAUUUUAGGUGAGAAUUCUAUUUCCAAGAUUUACCAAACCGAAGAAUUAAAAAAAAUGGAUUCACAAACCAGCGAUCCAUUCGAACCCAUUGACAACAACAUCAUCAAUCCAUCAAAUGAAAAAGAGAUUCUUGAAGACAUGGCUAAUUCUGUGUUCACGGAUAUCUCUGAUAAUGCUUUUAAUAAUGCUGCCGAUGAUGCGUUUAACACAAUUGCUCGAACUGGUGAUCUUGAUCAUUCUUCUGAUCUUGAUCUUUAUUCUGAUUCUGAUCUUGAAUCUGAUUCUGAUCUUGAAUCUGAUUCUGAUCUUGAAUCUGAUUCUGAUCUUGAUCAAGAAAUUGAAGAUGUUUAUUCUCAAGAAAGUGAGGAAUAUCUUGACGAUGAGCUUUUACAAGGGGAGAGCCGUGAAUCAUUUUCCCCAACACAUCAGGUUAAUCGUCUUCUUCCCCACCCUGGACUAGUUCAGGAGAGAAGACGACCACAGUCCCCUGCACAAGAUCGUCUUUUCUUCAAUCUACCUAAACUACUUUUUGGAAUACAAAAAAAACGACCAGCAGGUCACCAUCAGAACCCUCAAUCAAGUUCUCAUAGUUCAGGAGUAAACCCAUCCCAUCCUAUACCAUCAUCUGCUGAAGUUGAUGGUUAUGGAUCUCCAGUAGCAUCUGUGGAAGAUUCUUAUGGGUCACCUUUGGCUCCAGUUGAUGAUUCUUAUGGCUCUCCUGUUGCCUCAGUGCAUGAUUCCUACGGAUCUCCGGUGUCUCCUCUAGACAACUCCUAUGGGUCUCCUACAUCACCCCUUGAGGACACCUAUUCCGCAGCUCCCCCUGUUUUAAUUCCACAACCUCCUGAUUUUAUAUCUCCAGAGCCACAGUACGGUUUUACUCCCUGUCUAUCUUGUCCAACAAGUCCAACAACACCUACUCCUUCCCAAGCACCAGACUCUUAUGGAUCACCUGUUGAAGAUCCCAUUUCAGCCCCAGAUGCAUAUGGCAUACCUUCAACAGAUCUAGUAUCUGCCCCAGAUUCCUAUGGAAUACCAUCUCAGGAUCCAAUUGCUGCUCCAGAUUCAUAUGGCAUACCUUCAACAGAUCUAGUGUCUGCCCCAGAUUCCUAUGGAAUACCAUCUCAGGAUCCAAUUGCUGCUCCAGAUUCAUAUGGCAUACCUUCAGCAGGUCCAGUUUCUGCCACAGAUUCCUAUGGCAAACCUUUACAGGACCCAAUAGUGGCUCCAGAUUCCUUUAGAAUACCACCUUUAGACCCAAUAGAUACUCCAGAUGCCUUUGGAAAGCCUAUAGAUAACUUUUUACCCAACAGCGACUAUGAUAUUGAUCCAUUUGAUGAAACAGUCACUUUUGAAGGAGCAUUCACUCCAGUAUCAGCUUCAGACUUCUACGGAACACCAGAUGCUUCUAAUUCGGCUGAGAAUUCUGCGAAGCCAACUGUCAAGACAACCCAAAGACCAGCUUCAACUACACCUAGAGUAACAACCAGAGCAACAACUAGAGCAUCAGCAAGCUUACCUACUAGAUUACCAUCAAAUAUAAAUCCAGAUGUGGAGUUAAUAGAAAUUCCAGACUUUGUUGUUCCCAUUAGUGCAAAUCAAAUACUAAAAAAUAAGACAAACACUGCUUCAAGUUUUAGCUUUACUCAAUUUGGAGACAGUGCUCCCUUUGGAUUUGUCAAUAGCAACGAAGAAAGCUUUGGUUUCAGCAACAAUCUUAAUCUUAAUUCUCUUGAGAACAACAAUAAUGUUGGAGGUUCAGAGCUGUUCAAUCCUUUUGGAGUUAGCUUUGCUUCAGGGUUUGGUGAGAAGAAACCAACAACUAGAACUCCUACACAAAGAACUUCAACAACCCCAGCAAUAACAACGUUAAAAAGCACAACCAGGAGACCUCAGCAAAACUUUCAACAACAGAUCUCACCUUUCCCUAAUGACGCAAGACCAGCCAGUGGCUUUAUUGAGCAGGAAAAUACACAUCCACAGUCUCCAACAGGUGGCAUUGGAGUCUCUAAUGGGUUCCAAUCAACACCCAGCCCUUUUGGUAAUUCCAUUCCAACCCAGACCUCUUUUUUUGGAGGUACCAUAACACCACUACAAUUUGUACCAUCAACUGCAAGACCAACCACAAGAACAACUAGACCAACUACAAGACCAACUAGGUCAACUACAAGACGUCAAGUUCUUCUCCAACAAUCUAUUCAACCAACUAUUAAUAUUGAUGAUGGAUUAAAAACCGAGAGUUCUUUAGGGUUUAACCAACCAAUUUUUUUUGGAAGCCCAGAAAAACUACAAAUUAGUAGCUUAAAUGAAAUAACUGGAGCUUCAGGAAUAUUUUUUUCCACUCCAUCAUCUCAGUUUGUUACUCCUGAGGAUUUUGCAACACCAGUUCCUAAAAACUUACAAACUUCAGAUCCUAAUUCUCAGGGUUCUCCAAGAAGGCCAAAUAGUGGAGAGAGAUUUAAAGCCAAUCAAAUUGCAACUACUGGAUCUCCAACCUUUGCACAACAAAACUCCAAGCCUUUACCAAGUGUUGAACUAACAGUACCUUCAAGUAUUGAGACAAAUUCAGAGACUGAACAAGGAAAAAACAACUUGUUUAGUGGCAGCACAACCUUUGGUGGACAGUUUCUAAAAUUGCCUCAGAAAAAUAAUCCGAAAAAAUCAAGAGGUUCAAAACAAUCCUUUGGACAGAAAACAGACAUUUCUCCUGGAUUUAUUCCUGGAGGAAACUCUUUACAGCCAGCAAAUCCCUCACAAGGAAGAAUUGCUAACAGUAAAAGCAUUGAGACGGAUAUUUCACCACCAGAAAAAGAUAUCCAAGAAGUUACUGAUGUUCAACCAAGACCUAAACAACAGACAAUUGACAUUCAACCAAGAAAGGAAUCUGAGGAAACACUAACUGUAUUCUCAAGACGAAACAUGUUAAUGAACAUUAUCCUGAGACCUGGAGGAGGAGAUAAGGACAAAGCUCUUCCUAGACCCAAGGUUGAAGUUACAUCUGAGGGGGCAAAUGUUAUUUUAGUUCGGCUAACAUUCCCAGAGAAUGAAAACAUUCAUGGUCUACGUGCAUUUACACCUACUGAUCCAAAGGAAUUAAAUAAGUUUGAUGAACUUAAAGACGCAUUUGGCCCAGAAGCUAGAAUAGAUAGAAUUCAAGGACUUAGCUCCGAGGAAAGUUCUGAAGAUGAACUAAUCAAUUCUAGAGAUUUGAAAAAAACAGAAAAACUUACUGCCCUGAGACCUAAUGCAAUACUAAGUUCACCCACUCGACCAACAAGACCUCCAAAAAAUGAAAACGCUGUUACUUCUUCGUUUAGUUAUCUGCCACCACCAAGUGCGCCUGCUCCAAAUCCAGCUCCUACCCACAGUUACCUACCCCCUUCUGUCUCUUUAACAAAACCAUCUCUAAACAACUUUCCUCCUCCAAUCAAACCUCAACAAAAAGGCUUUAAUUCAAAUAACAAUGGAUUUUUCAAUCUGAAGCUAAGUGCAGAAGACACAAGUUCUGAGAGAGAAGGCAAGAUUAAACCUCGUAAUAUACAAAAUCCUCCUCAGCAACUUAAUGUAAACUUACAAGAGAGACCAAGAGCCUAUUUCUACCCAGUCACAGAGUCUUUCAGAUCCCAAGAAGGGUUCAGCAACGAAGUAAGAUCUACUGAAUUCCUUUUCAGAGAUACUCCUGAACUCCUGGAAAAUGAGAUUUCAGGGGAAAAGCUAAAAUACAAACCAAAAACAAAAUGGGGUGGACAAAUCCCGCCACGCCCCAAAUCCCCUCCAACACAUCUCCAGAAUGAGCCCCUGCUGGGAAACCAUCCUCAACAAACAUUGCAUGGAAGAGAACAUCGGCGACAAGGACGAAAGGACAUUCCAUUAAACAGUCAGGAAUCAAAAGAAAGAAAAAAGCACAACUUUUUUGGGGUGGGAGACUUUUUAGAGACUGGAAUAGCAGGGUUUAAUUUCUUAGUUCCUGAAUGGAAUGGAUGGAGAAGACUUUGAAAAAAAAGAAAAUCCAUUGAAAUAAAAUUUUAAAACCA
Messenger RNA from Eurytemora carolleeae, 4150 nucleotides. Its product is annotated as mediator of DNA damage checkpoint protein 1. The transcript is spliced from 8 exons. Lineage: Eukaryota; Metazoa; Arthropoda; Copepoda; Calanoida; Temoridae. Bases 171 to 4112 code for a protein of 1313 amino acids. The record is from RefSeq and is a predicted model, not a curated record.